AUGACCUUCUCGGAGAUCCUGGAGAGGGUGGGCAGCCUGGGGCCCUUUCAGAUCCUGCACGUGCUUCUGCUGUCCUUCCCGGUCUUCUUCAUGGCCAGCCACAACCUGCUUCAGAUCUUUACAGCAGCCACACCGACCCAUCACUGCGUGCCAGCCCACAACGCCUCCUCCCUGGCCUCAGCCUUGCCCAUUGGGCCCAACGGGGCCCCCGACCGGUGCCUGAGGUUCAGCCAUCCUCUGCUGGACGGGCCGCUGGGCCCCUCCAACACCUCCCUCCCCAAUGGGACCUGGGGCCACACAGAGCCCUGCCUGGACGGCUGGAUUUAUGAUAGGAGCAUGUUCGCCUCCACCAUCGUGACGGAGUGGGAUCUGGUAUGUGACUUCCGCCAGCUGAAGGAGAUGGCCCAGUCCAUGUACAUGGCCGGCAUCCUGAUUGGAGGGAUUGUGUUCGGGAGCUUAUCAGACAGGUUUGGCCGGAAGCCCAUCCUCACCCUGUCCUACCUUUUUCUGGCUAUCAGUGGCACCUGCUCAGCCGUCUCGCACAACUUCCUGACCUACACCAUCUUCCGUUUCUUGGCUGGGUGUAGCCUCUCAGGCAUCAGUCUCAGCACGGUGAUCUUGUGCGUCGAAUGGGUACCUACCCACAUUCGGGCCAUCCAGUCUACAUUCACCGGCUACUGCUACACUUUCGGUCAAUUCUUACUUCCGGGCUUGGCGUACGCCAUCACUGAGUGGCGAUGGCUGCAGUUCGUAGUAUCAACUCCAUUCUACGUCUUCUUCCUUUACUCCUGGUGGGUGGCUGAGUCUGUUCGAUGGCUGGUCCUGUCCGGGAAAUCCCCAAGGGCCCUGAAGGAGCUCCAGAGGGUCGCAGCUUUCAACGGCAGGAAGCAGGAGGGAGACAAGCUCAGCCUGGAGGAACUGAAACUUAACCUUCAUAAGGAGAUCUCCUUGAGCAAGAACUCCUACAGUGCGCUUGUCCUCUUCCAGAACCCCAUCUUACGCCGGAUAUCCUGCUGCAGCUGUCUCACGUGGUUCGCCACGGGAUUUGCCUACUACAGCCUGGCCAUGGGCGUGGAGGACUUUGGAGUCAAUAUAUACAUGCUCCAGAUAAUUUUUGGCGGUGUUGAUGUCCCAGCCAAGUUCGUCUCUGUCAUCUGCCUGAGCUACGUGGGCCGCCGGAUCACCCAGGGCGCCUGCCUCCUAUUGGCUGGCACUGCCAUCCUAGCCAACAUCUUUGUGCCUUCAGACAUGCAGAUAAUAAGGACCGGCCUUGCUGUCUUUGGGAAGGGAUGUCUCUCCAGCUCCUUUAACUGCCUCUUCCUGUACACCAGUGAGCUGUAUCCCACUGUAAUCCGCCAAAGAGGAAUGGGCCUAGGCAACCUCUGUACCCGAGUGGGCAGCAUGAUAGCCCCACUGGUGAAGAUCACAGGCGAGAUGAUGCCUUUCAUCCCAGCCCUCAUCUAUGGAGUCAUUCCCAUUCUGGGGGGUAUAGCUGCCUUCUUCCUGCCAGAGACACUCAACACAGCACUUCCAGAGACAAUGGAAGAUCUUGAAAGACGACACCCACAGGACAUUCUCUCCUUGGCCUCACUUGUAUUACCCGUUCUCUCAGGCAUCUGA
Trichosurus vulpecula (common brushtail) is the source of this 1620-nucleotide messenger RNA. Its product is annotated as solute carrier family 22 member 8-like. The record is from RefSeq and is a predicted model, not a curated record. Gene Ontology annotation, biological process: transmembrane transport. The transcript has 10 exons. The coding region runs from base 1 to 1620 and encodes 539 amino acids. Gene Ontology annotation, cellular component: membrane. NCBI's taxonomy places the organism in Eukaryota, Metazoa, Chordata, Mammalia, Diprotodontia, Phalangeridae. Gene Ontology annotation, molecular function: transmembrane transporter activity.